Messenger RNA from Annulohypoxylon maeteangense, 779 nucleotides. RefSeq lists its product as uncharacterized. The record is from RefSeq and is a predicted model, not a curated record. The transcript has 2 exons. Bases 288 to 662 code for a protein of 124 amino acids. Lineage: Eukaryota; Fungi; Ascomycota; Sordariomycetes; Xylariales; Hypoxylaceae.
CCUACCUUCCACGUCACAUACCUAGAAUAGACGUCUGUUUCGCCUUUCUACAUAGCAAAUGCUACUGCAAACAGACUGCAUCAUUUGUUCGGACGAAACAAAGCAACGUAAACACCUGGUCUCACCUACCCGCCACACACCUUAAAGGAUUCAACGUGACGGGAUUCAAGCGAACGACCUGGAAGCUAGAAUAACCUUACCUUAUAAGGUAUCUCACUAGCCUGGGCGCUCGCACCCACACCAAAGAACGGCCCGAUUAAAAUCCAUAGCGAGCUAUCGCAACAGAUAUGGGAAACAUAUGCGGCAAGUCGGACGGCGACCACUUCUCCCAGCCGGGUCGCGUCCUAGGUUCCGCCCCUCCUCAACCAGAACGUUCGUCCGUCCCCGCUCAGGUCGGCGGCCCGCCUCGGACCCUAGGAGGAGCGGGAAGUCCGCCGAAGUUACCGGAUACUAGCAGCGACGCUGUCGAGGCUAGGAGACGAGCAGCUGAGGCUGCAGAGGCAAGAGCACAAGCUGCAACGUCUAAGAACGCGGGGAAGCUAGGCUCGCAACUGGCGGCGCAGAAGAAACAGACGCGCAACGAGACGCUCAAGGAAAUCAGUAAUGCUGAGAUACGACAACGAGAUGCCGACGAAGCAGCACAGUCGCGCACUCAUAAUUAGCGAGAGGUUUACGAAUCCGAUACUUCAAUUCUUGGCAUUUGUUAACUGUGCCUACUGCUCCCUAUUUUAAAGGAAGAUUCCUUCGUCCAGGUUUGCUUGUAUACGUUCUGCCCAACU